AUGUUUGACGUGGCUUUAAGUAGUGCUGGAGCAACUAUUGCCCUUGCUACAUCAUUUGAUGAAAAUCAUCCACCAGAAAAUAUCAUUGAUGGGUAAGUAUUUUACGUUCGGUGAAGAUCUUGCCAAACAUUUCAAAUUUCGAACAAGCAAAGUUAAUUAAGGUUUUGAUAAGGACAAUUAAGAUAUUUCAAGACCACUUCCAAUUUAUCUGAAACCCAGUAAUGCUAUGCUUUUUGGAAUUGCUAAACUGGUAGACCAUGACCUAAUCAUUCUACAUGUACUAUCGUGAACAUUUUUACGAUAGUAGUUGUCAUGGUAAUCCGUGGCCCUCGGAAUGUGCAUGACCUGUUUAUUCUGAAAAAGCAAGAUUUAAGAAAAGAAAGGUAUGAGGAGUAACGCAAUAUUUGCAGAUGCUUGCUUUUAUCUGUACUUGGUAAUGUCACACAAAAGUUGAAAACUACGUUAGCAUCCUGCAAACUCAAACUCCAAAGGGAAACAGAAAAUGGUUUAAGUUAGGUGAUAUUUAAUGACAGGGUAAAAAUUUCCACACAGCCCCAUACUACAUUAUGCAUCCAGUUCUUGGAUAGAGAAAACAAUGACUAAAACUAUACACUGCCAUUGGGAAAACAGAUUACAACAGUAUGGGGCUGUGUGGAAAUUUUACCAAUGACAGAAAAAGUUGGGGUCAAAUCCAGGGAAAAUUGGAUCUUCUUUGAGUUAGUUUGGGUUUCAAGUUAGCAGGGUUUUACUUUAUUAUAGUACAUUUCAGUAAUAAGUAAAUGAAAAACUCUAAGGCAAAGGUUGGUGAAUGAUACCUUUAAGAUCAUGAGCUGUCAAUCAGUUUAUCGCUAAAAAUCUUGUUUAGAAUCAACUCAAGUUCCCAUUUAGAAGUCUUAUGGCCAAAGUGAGAGGUCAUGCAAAGCAGCUUAAAUUAUAUAUAAUCACACUCUUGCAUUUUCAAACAGGGGUCUUUGUAUUUCUGUGAGUCUCAAAUUUUACCAUCUGUGACUCCUAUGGCUGCACCCUGAUCAGCCAAAACAUAAUUAAUUGUCUUUUUAUUUUGCUCCAUAGAAGCCUUGAUACUUUCUGGCCAACAACUGGAAUGUUUCCUCAAGAAUUCAUCAUCACCUUCAGUGCAUUAAUGAGCAUUGGAAAUAUUAAAUUCCUAUCUUCAAAUGGUGAGGAUGAUGGUGGAAGAUCUUGAAAUUGUGUUUAGUGUAAUGUAACAUGGGCAUUAUCAAUUUAAUGGUUUUUGAGUUUUUUUUUUCCAUAACAAUAAAUAACUCUAUGUUAGCCAGUGGAGUGGUAUGUUGCUUGCACCAAUCAGAUUCCCUGCAUUAGGGUAUGUAAUGUAUCUCACAUCAAUCAGAUUGCUGCAGUGGGGUAUGUAUCUUACACCAAUCAUAUCACAACAUUUUGAUAUCUUGUACCAAUCAGCUUUUCUUGCAAAUGAUGUCAUGGAAUUAGGGGGCUGUGCAUGAAUAAUGGCAUUAAUCAAAUAUUUUGGGCUCAUUUGAUAAGGGCAAUGUUUUGUGACCUUCACAAGAUCCUCAUUAAAAGGUCAAGACUUCUUGUGAUAUGAAAGGUUUCCAUUUAACUUUCUGCAUCAUUUUUUAAGUUAAAAGGUGUCUUUUCCGCUCCUUUACUUACAAUGUACAUGGUAAACACGUACCAUGAAAACAACGUCCAAAAUCUAAUUAGGACAUGCCCAAUCAUUGCUCUACAUGAACAGUAGGCAAUGUUUCACAUGAUUGAAUUGUACUCCACCCAUCAAAUUCCAUUUUGCCACAUUAGACUUUGCUCCAUCUUGUGUCAUUUCCUUGUAAAUAACCUGCAUUUUAUUAUGUAUAGUAACAGCAUUGUCCAACAGUAUUUUGCCAGUCGAAGAUUAACUCAGUCCACGGUUUUAAACAGCUCCUUUAUUGAAUCAUGCUUGGAGUAGUCGCGUUCAAAAUCCAGUGGUGUCUCACAGUUCUUCUGACUAGCAAGUCGUAAUGCAGUGAAUUACGUUUAUGACGUUUAUUACGUUUGCUUUUCGUAGUAAAAUUACAUAGAAUGAUAUUUUUAAGGCAACUAACUUUAGACAAAUAAUUUUGAUAUUCUUUUUGGUAGAGGAACAGCAGUAAGCAUAGUCCCUUUUGCAACCAUUAUUUGGUCUCUUGCCAUGCAACGCGCUCUCUCUUCAAUGAAGAAUAGCUUGUAUUGUGUGACGAAAUCAAACAAUGGGUGUUAAGGAGACAACAGUAUAAGCAUGGCACCACUGCAUUCUAUUUUUGCUUAGAAGUAUUAUACCAUAGAAACAACAGACCAAAAACUACCUGUGUGAAUUCAGUUAAAUAAGAUUAUUUUUUUCUUUCUCUUAUGGCGAAGUAAUGCAAUAUCUUUUUGUUCUUUUGAAAGUUAUGCUCUUUUCCUGUCACAAGAAUGAAAACAUUAGGUAUGCAAAGUGUCCCAUCUCAACCCACCCUGCCUAAAAAAUAACUCUUGCAUACUAUGCAUGCCUGUGUUUUAUCACAGGGGCUACAUCAUUGUUUUUGUGCUGCAUUGUGAAAAAUUAGACGAAUUUUUUUUUUUUUAAUAUGAUGUAAAAAAUUGAGAAAAGUCUUUGUGAGGAGUCAGGUACAUGUGGGUUACCAGCUCAUGAUGGACCAGGAGCUUCAAGGUUUUGUAGCAUAUAUGAAUUUUUAUUUGCAGUUAAAAGCCUCUGCAUUGAGAAAAGCACAAAAACAGAACCAGUAGACUUUGAACCUCUUGUGGACAAAGGUAAAAAGAAGCCAUAGAUAUGUUAUAGAAAAUGUUGUUGUUCAUCCUGGUUAAUUAGAGGUAAAUUGUUUUUUUUAAAGCAUUUGUCUCACAAUGUAAAGUAAGGCUACCAUUUAUGAUACAAUUGAUAGCCUGACUUUACUUUGAAAAUUUAAUUAGGAAAAAAUGAUGAACAUGAUAACAAAAUAAUUAAAACAAGUUUAAGCAAGGACAUUCCAUCAAAUAAUCCUCUAUUUUUGAUCACCGACAGCACAGUACAAUGCACAUUGACAUGGCCAAGGCAUGACUGAUUGCAGGGUGUGGUUGACUGUAGAAUUUAAAACUGACAAAUUCAAUGAAACAUACAUGCAAUUUAUUAAUAAUGUGUAAUUGUUAUCUGUGACAGAGUAUGAACAUUUAGAGGGUCAGAUGCAGAGAGACGAGAUUAAGGUAAGUAUUUGGAAUUCAGCAAAUUGAAUCCUGCUUCAAUGGUGUUUCAGGUCUAAAAUAUAUGUAUCUGGCAUUCUGAACCAUGUGUGUGUUCUGAUGGAAAGACAUGCACUUUCAGUUGAAUGCUGCUGGUUCCUCGGGGGAGACUUGUUGAAACUUAAAAUUGAUCAGUGUAUAAAAGUACAAAUAUUCAGUCCUAACUGUGAAUGUAGGGCUGUUACAUUUUGAUAUUAUUUGCAUGUUUUUUCCUUUGUAGAUUCCUGUUACAUCAGCAUGUCAUCUGAGAUUUCUUAUCAAAAGUGGAUUUGAUCAUUUUGUUUCCAUUCAUAAUGUCAGUGUUGAUGGCACAGCUGUGCACUGA
Molecule: messenger RNA, 3553 nt
Organism: Pocillopora meandrina
Lineage: Eukaryota; Metazoa; Cnidaria; Anthozoa; Scleractinia; Pocilloporidae
Source: the annotation of a GenBank genome assembly